Penicillium nucicola is the source of this 2553-nucleotide messenger RNA. RefSeq lists its product as uncharacterized. Lineage: Eukaryota; Fungi; Ascomycota; Eurotiomycetes; Eurotiales; Aspergillaceae. Bases 1 to 2553 code for a protein of 850 amino acids. The transcript has 2 exons. Gene Ontology annotation, biological process: carbohydrate metabolic process. The record is from RefSeq and is a predicted model, not a curated record.
AUGCGGAUCACUCGAAAUGCCCCUGUUUGGGCACUUGGUAUUUCAUCCAUCAUAGAUCUUGGCAUAGCAGCAGAACCAAGAGGGACAAUUGUUUACGCGGAGACUUCCUCUACACAACCCAGCCAAGACUCGCAAUCAUGCUUCACCCUGUCUGAAUCUCAUCCGACAGUGACAUUAGAUUAUGGCACCGAAGUCGGCGGCUUCCCCCUAUUUCAAGCCAAGUCUAUAUCAGGCCCGGUGCAAAUCGAAGCUAAAUACACCGAGGCCAAAAAGGGCCUGGAAAAUGUAUCUGGCGACGGUCCCUGGACGUUCAGCAAUGGUCUCUCUAACACCUUCCGGGUAGAGACCUUCAGUGUCUCCGAACCUGGGCAUAUUGAAUCCUACUUCAUCCAGGGAGGUCUGCGCUGGCAGCAACUACGUCUUCUGAAUGAACAGGGCACUAUCCAGAUCUGCGGUGCGGGGAUUCGCUCUUUGAAUGAUCGGACGGCAGUGGAUUCCUUGCCUGGUUAUUUUGAAAGUUCGAACUCCUUGUACAAUGAGAUCUGGGCUUUGGGUCCGCGAACUGUGCAGCAGGCUUGUAUUGAGAAGGGGGCUGCGCCUUCGACGUGGGAGGUUACUCCGGAUGGGGUUCUCUUGCAUGGACAGCAGUCGGCGCAAUCGGUUCUUGGAACUACCUUUUCGAAUUAUACUCUAUCUUUCAUGACCAAAAUUGUUCGCGGCGGUACGGGCUGGAGAAUCGCGAAUGGUGUUCUUGGUUUUGGUCCUUCGUUCGUUCUGACGACUGAUUAUGCGUCUGGGUCGACAUUCAUCAAUACCAACAAGACGCUUCUGCCGGCGAAUACACUUGCUGUGGCUUAUGGGUGGAAUCUGGUGAAUCAGACCAGUUUGGAGGGUGGUCCGGUGUCGUACUACUCUCUGCCGGUGGAUGUCAAAGAGGGACAGUGGAUUCAGAUCUCAACUACUAUCAAGUCGACUGGCUAUGACGUGUCGAUCAACAACUCUUCGGCAAUUCAUGUUCCGCUAUCAGUUCUUCAGCCGACAUACAACUACCUUGGAUCGGCCGCUGAUGAGUACAGCGGCACAUGGGGAUUCGGACCCUAUCAAGACCAGGUGUCUUAUGUGAAGGAUGUGGAAGUACACGCCAAAAAUGGCACCCUUCUCUAUCGCAAUUCCAUGACCAGCACUGCUGUUCUUGAGGAAUACGGCGUCAUGCCGAACCAGCAUUCCGUGUGUUUGGAUGGUGCAAAGCGCGACCGACUGGUCUGGUCUGGAGACUUUAGCCAUACUUCUCGAGUCAUUGCUGCAAGCACAUACCGAGAAGAUUUCAUCAACGGCACGCUUGCCUAUCUACUCGAUAGACAGAUGACAUCCGGCGAGUUUUCCGGAUAUUUCUCUAUGUCUCCUUCAAUGGGACAGUCCUCCAAAUACACGUCAACAUACAACUCUGUCGGUCUGGAAGAUUAUCAAAUGCUCUUAUUAAAUGCAUUUGCCCGGUACCACCUUGACUUUGCGGACCAAGACUUCCUGGAGAAAUAUUGGUCCCAUGUGAAGACAGGAGUCACAGCUCUUCUUCCUCUAGUCGAUAGCUCGUCAGGCCUUGCAUCGGGAUCAUUCUUCCUCGGCGCUGCAAAUGGCACGGCAGCAUCUUCCCUCUUCGUCUAUACCCUCAAUCACAUGGCAGAAAUAGCAGAGAAUGCCGGCGAGACCGAUACAUCUGUACAUUGGAGAUCCAUCGCCGCAAGCAUGAGCAAGGCCAUUAACAAGAAGCUCUGGAACAACAAGCUAGGCACAUAUGGUAUCAGCACCACAUCCCUCAACGAGACCUCAAUCGCCGGCACAGCCUGGGCGAUUCUCGCGGACGUUGCAGACUCAACCAAAGCCGAAUCAGCCAUCAGAGCCUUAUCCACCCUCCGAAAUGGAAUCGGAUACAAAACCCUCUCAACUUCUGAAUCAAGUGCAGAACUUUCCCCAUUUAUUUCCGGCUUCUUGUUAGAAGCUCUAUUGAAACAUUCCCGAAAUAGCACCGCACCCUCGGCCGCCACUGACACCGCAAUCUCAGCCCUCCUCUCAGGACUCUGGCCUGCAAUGAUCACGAACAAUGAGUACUACACCGGCACAAGCUGGGAGUAUGUGUUCCCUGAUGGUCGUCCGGGUCUGGAUUUGUAUACUUCGCAUGCGCACCCCUGGGGCGGGGCGCCGACAUUCGUCUUCACUGAGUAUGUUCUCGGUGUCCAAGGCGCUGCUCCUGGUCUCUCUGAAUGGACUUUCCAGCCUGCGGUGCGCACCCCGGGUGUUUCUUGGGCGAAGGGUCGCGUUCCUACUCCUCAUGGAUCUAUUGAGGCAAGUUGGAAAGUGAGAAAAGAUACGAGGAGGGUUGAUUUGAGAGUUUGCUCGCCUCAUGGAACGAAGGGGACUGUUGUUUUGCCUUUUGCUGUAGAAUCUGCUCAGGUCAAUGGACAGAAGAAAGAUGUUGGUUCUGCUCCUGGCUUUGAGCUGGGAGUUGGUGGUGGGAAGUGUUCCAAUAUCACACUCACGCUUGUCAAGGCUCUGUGA